UGUGACAGCUCCUCCUCGGCGGUGAAGCCUCAGACACAUCGCUCCUGCUCGUCCAGCCCGGUCCUCCGCUCCCAGACUCACCAGCAGUCCACGGCCCAGCUCCUCCGGUACAGAGCACGUUCACUGUGGUAGUGUGGCACUGGCACUCCUGUAGUUGGGAAUGAGAAAUGAUGGCCGGCUCUUCAGCAGAGGAGAAGACCUUCCGACGGUUCCUGGAGCUCUUCCUCCGGGAGAUGAGGAUGCCGCUGCAGGAGAGCGACCCGGUGCCGAUGCGCCCUUUGUCGGACCAGGUGUCUGAGGACGAGGUGGAGGGGGAAUGUCUCGACCUGUGUCUCCAGCACCUCUACAAAUAUAACUGUCCGUGUUCCCUGGCUGCAGCUCUAGCCAGAGCCACAGCAGACAGCCUCCUGCAGACUGACCUCUCCAUCCACUACCUCACUAAGACUGUUGAAGAUGGAGCUGACCCACUACCACUGAUGGAUGCUGUGACGCUGGCCCGGCUGGUGUUUAAUAGACUGUUUGAGGUGUGCGGCCUCUGGAUGAAGGAGGUGCCCUUCCGCCGCCGUCCACAGCCAUACUACGAAACUUCCAUCCACGCCAUCAAGAACAUGAGGCGCAAGAUGGAGGACAAGCAUGUCAUCAUCCCUGACUUCAACACACUCUUCAACAUUCAGGAUCAGGAAGAACAAGCUUUCUUUGCUGUGUUUGACGGUCAUGGUGGUGUGGAUGCCGCCAUUUAUGCUGCCAAUCACCUCCACGUCAAUUUAGUUCAUCAGGAAUCCUUCAACGAGGACCCCAUCGAGGCGCUCUGCAAAGCCUUCAAAGUCACUGACGAACACUUCAUGAAAAAGGCAUCAAGAGAGCACUUGCGCUGUGGCACGACAGGCGUGGUGACGUUCCUGCGGGGCCAGACGUUGUAUGUGGCCUGGCUGGGAGACUCCCAGGUCAUGCUGGUCAGGAAAGGACAGGCCGUGGAGCUGAUGAAACCACAUAAACCAGACAGAGAGGAUGAGAAGCAGAGGAUCGAGGCUCUGGGAGGCUGUGUCAUCUGGUUUGGCACAUGGAGGGUUAAUGGCAGUCUAUCUGUAUCCAGAGCAAUAGGGGACAAAGAGCACAAACCCUACAUCUGUGGGGAUGCAGACCAUGAUAUCUUCCCAAUGGAUGGUUCAGAAGACUACCUGAUUCUGGCCUGUGAUGGAUUCUGGGACACAGUAAAUUCAGAUGAGGCAGUGCGGGUGGUUAGCGACCACCUCGAGGAGAACUCUGGAGACACCACCAUGGUAGCCCACAAGCUAGUGGCCUCUGCUCGUGAUGCGGGCUCAAGUGAUAAUAUCACAGUCAUAGUGGUCUUUUUGCGGGACCCUCGCUCCCUACCACCCACCGGCACCGAGAACAAGGAGAAGGGUGUUGUAGAGAGGGGGGUAGAGGAAGUAGCAGAGGUGGAGGAGGGAGAACGGGAAGACGAGGAGGAAGAUGAGACAGCCAGGUUAGAGCGCAGUGGUGGUGAAGGAGGGAGCACUGCGAACAAUGGGGGGAAGAGUCGUGGGGGAUGGCCCCAACAGCAGUGCUCGGCCCCUGCUGACCUCGGCUAUGAAGACCGAACGGACUCGUUGACGGACAGAACUAGCCUCAGCCUGCUCGGGCCAUCACUUGAGGGCCAUAUCUCCCUGACAGGGGGCUCACGACAGCCCUGCUCCGGCUUUAGUUCAGACCUCUUUACAGCCUCCCACAUCUACAGAGAAGAACGCCCAGUGAGGCGUGGGUCAUGUAUUCCUUUGCAGGGGUCUAGCAUCUCUAGCUUUACGGACCCACUCUGGCCCCAGACAGCUAUGCUUUUAGGCCAGGCAGUGAGGAAAAGCCGCAGGCUUGGCUCUGAUAGACGGCAAUUGGGCCGGAGGUGGCCAGUCAGAUUUAGGGAGAAGCUAGGCCUAUUACCAUCUGGUCGUCUGCCGCCUCACAUGCAGCGCUACUCCAACUGUAGGCCUGGAGUGGCAGUGCCUCACCUGUCCAAUGAUGCCACCAUCUAAAGAGGUGCUCCAAACCAAACCAUCUCCUUAAUUUAUUCAGUCCGGCUCCAUGCCCCCUCAGCCCACCCACCCACCACUGCCUUCAACAACAGGUCUUUCUUUGAUAACAGUUAGUUGUGGCUCCUGCAGUUGUCAUGUGAUUAUUGAUUCUCUGUCAGAAGAGUUGUGCUCACUGUCCUCAGCCAAAAUGUUAUCAAAUGUUAGCUGGCCCACUGAGCACAGGACCUGCUCCUCAAUGCUGGAGGUAAAGUACAAACCUAGAUCCACUCCAUUGUGACCAUUUAUCAGUCAAAAUUAAGCCUGAGCUGGAAAUGCUGUCUGAACAUUAGUUCAAGUUUAAUGCUUGGUCGCUCCACUCUUGAUAGUGUUAAGACAGAAAUGAUGUAUGUUUAAAGCAAGUAUACAGACAAAGAAAUGAUAAUUAUCUCACCACUUAGCUUACAGAAGAAGAGUAUACACCACAUUGCCAACACUAUGUGAACACUUGAACUUUGCUGAAUAUGUCACUGCAUGAUCACUGUUGUGUUAUAAGACCCUCCACUCUUCUUUAAAGGGUUUCUUCCAGAUUUUGGAACCAAUAUCAUUUAGCUAUUUUUUGUGAUGUCAGGUAAAAGUAGUGCUAACCGAUACUGCAGUUUGAAGGUAGCACUGAUAUUAAUAUUCCUACCAUACAACAGCAAUGAUAUGUACUUCAUUUUUUUUAAGUAAGCCUUUGAAUUUGGAAGAAAAACAAGAAGAACAAGGAAUAUAUUUAGUGAAAAACACUUUGAAACCAAAAGUGCUAACGUUUGUGCAUCAUUACUUAAUUGACCCUUUCACACAAAUUUGUAUUAUAGGUUGAUUGUAUGAUCACUCAGCUUUAUUAUUUUUCCUUACUUUUAUUUUCUGUUACCGGUGUAGGUUGAGGCAACACAUCAUCUUCUCAUCUUUUGUCUUAAGACAGCAGUCGAGAAUGUCAGCGACCUAGCAUUAUAUUAGGGUCAAAUUGCACAGCUUCCCUCUUUGUCCUCUCCGCUGUUCUUCCCUCACAGUUAACUAAAGUUCAUGGAGGAGGACGGAACAACUGCUGCUCCUGGUUUCUGAGACUGGAGGCACAUGCUGUUCUGCCCCCUCUCACAAAGUCACUGACCCAGCCAUUAUCCAGCCACAUUUCGUCUACAGAUAAAAGCACUUAACACCUGAUUAUAAAAGAUUAUCAGUCACUUACCUGAAUAAAGGCUUAAUGUAGUCCAGUAUUCCAGAUGGGGAUAUAACCCUUGGUUAAUGGGUUUUAUGGGAAGUGAAGGGAGUAUGAAAAAAUAUAUUUGUGUUAUAUAUUUGCUGUUGGGCCACAUAGUUAUUGCAAGUAUUUCAAGUGUAUUGACCUUCACACAAAACCCACUGAACAGAAGCGUUUUCCAGCAGGCUUGAUGGACUGUUUAACGUUGGACUGGGAUAGCUGCAGAACACGUGCCUUCCAUGUGUGUUACUAAAGCCUACUCUCCAUACACAGACGUUCACUAAUUAUUUAUUAUCAAUUGGAAUUUAUAUUAAUAUCACCAUUAAGACAAGUCUGGCUUAUGCAUUCAAAAUAAUUGUUUCACAUUGUGAAAAACAUGCUUAAUCACUUUACUGAAGAUUAAUGCCAAGCGAAACUAAUCAUAAACCGACGGAAUCUUCUUAUUUAGCGUACAGACACGAGAGUGGUAUUCAUCCUCUCAACAAGCAAGUGAAUUUGCCAAAAUGUUGAUUAUUAUAUUUAGUAGCGCUAUAGUCCUCUGGAUAACAUGAAGGGAAUCUGCCCAUUUCCUGGAGGCCUUAGUAGCCUGAGACAAGAGAACAAUAGUUUUCUAUCUGUAAAUAUAGUUGUGGUGUUAACAGCUUUACAAUUACGCAGCAAACAUUCCAGUCAUCACAAACUCCAAGAUAGUUCCCUCUGUCAGAGUAGUCCACUGAGGCCGACUCCCAUGGCCCAACAGUGUCUCUAUAAUUGGAUUUUCCUCAGAUCUGAUCCAGAUUCUACAACGGAGAGCCCCCUCUGUGCGUUCGAACAUGCUGCUGACAGGCCUGCACUUCACUUAUGUUAGAAAGUCCUAGCAAGCGCUGUCUUUAUGCCGCCAUUCUUAAGACUGCUCUCUCCUGACUGAGGCAUAGAAACCUGGUCUCUGCUGAUAUUCAUUGGUUUUAAUUUAUCUAACAACAGAUAUGGUAGGUAGUCCAUCCAAACAUAAUUAAAAACGAGUAUGUAACCAUCAAAUAAUAACCCUCCUCUUGAUCUAUAUGAUGACAUUAUUAUGAAAGGUUUCAUGUAAUCCCUUAAUGCUAAAGCCAAGCUCCAUACCCAUUUAACUUGGUGAGACUAAUCUAUGGAAAGACACUUUGCAUUAAACGUAUAACAAUAUAGUAUUACUGUAUCUAACCGAUCUAACCUUGAAUAACUAGACUAACUAUCCCACAAAUCUACUCUGAAAACUGCUAUGAACAAUAUCACAGACAAAGCCUGUGCCACAUUAAUAACAUAACUCGGAUGGCCAGUCACUUUCAAAGAACAUUACCCUUAACGCACUUUUGUUCCCUUUUGUUGUUGGAGCACGUGACGUUUGCUAAGCCCCACCCCCUUACUUAACAUUGCUACACCUGUCACUUUGCGAGUAAAUGAUUAAAAAUCUAGCUAAUCGUUGAAACAAACAUCUGGCUAAUGUUAGCAUAUUAGGUACUUAGCUUCUUAUUGUCUCCAGUAAAUAAGUCCCGCCAAUACAUGGGCUCGAGCAACAGUUCAUAAGACAACUAAUUAAAAUCUAGUAUACCAGGAAAAUAAGCACUUGGAAAUAUGAUCAGUGUGAUAAGAACUACCUAAAAUGAAAGAUACCGUCUUUGACAAAUUAUUUGAUAUUCACUUGCCUCUCCUAUACUGCAGCGACCAGGUGACGAUCAAGACGCCUUGGGUAGAAGUCACGUCGUACAUCUUUAUACAGUCAAUUGGACUAAAUGAUGUGUUUAGCAAAUGAAAUGCUAUUUAAUGUUAAGAUUUAGCCGGAGUUGCUUCAGCUGCUAACGUUCAACAGGACUUGAUGCAGACGGUUGGAGAAGCCAGACACACUUCAAUAAUUUCCUUACGCUUUUUGCUUGUGUAUUUGGUUUGGCAAAGGCUAACAAGGACAUGGUCAAAGUGAUGUGACGUGCCAUGCUGUGCCAUGCUGUGCCUAGCUGCGGUUGCUUAGCUCUGAUUGGACAAUGACUGUUCAGGGGUGGGGUUUAUCAAACGUUUAUUAAUUAUUCCUUAACAUUCCCUACAACACCGUCAUUCCCCAAUUUCUUUGAUUGAUGCAGUGAAUUUCCAAAUGUCAGGAUGUUAGUGAUAACCUGGAUCUGUUACUUGUGCCUCCACUCUCCUGGCCCGUGUCACUAAAUGAGGAAACACUGAGAAGAUGACACAUUUAAAAAAAUUAUUUAUCCAACAACUGGUACUGGUUUGUCAUCCCUGACAAAUGCGGACACAACUUCCCGUUUUCAGUCUUGCUGGUAGACGGAGACUCACCUCGGAUUUUCCUCUAACCAUCCUGUGGACUGUCAAUGAAGCAGAAUGUACCUCAUGACCCAGAACGUUCUCAAAGACUCUGUGAAGGUUGUGGUUCUUCUUUUUGGGGCAUCUAGCCAUGAGGAAUGUACUGUCUAGACACUCAACACACAAAAAGCCUGUCUCCAGAGGCAUUGGUUGAUAUGCGGAGAAGAUGGGAGAAGUACCAGAAAACAAUGGAAAUCACAGUCAUCUCAACUUUGUCACUUGGGCACGGAUGUGUAUGUAUAUUAUGAAUACUAAUUGUGAGUGGAGCAAUUGCUGGAAGAGUGUAUAUAAUAAUUCUGUCUUAUAAUCAGUGGUUCUAUUCCAUGCUCCACAAGGCUCAACACAUGGCUCAGAUAUUGACUUUAAACGGUCGGAUGUUAGACUGUAAACAUCAUCACCACCACACGGAGGUGGAGGUGAUGAUGUUGAGGCCUUAGGGGCAUCACUCUCGGAACUCGGCCUCUGCCUUCAAAAGCUACUGAGGUAUAUAAAGGUGCUGGACUGGUCUGGCAUUGACUGGAGAGUUGUAGUGUCCUAUAAUGGCCUAGCUGCUGUUUCACCCUGCUUUCUCACCCCUAAAAUCUCGGGAGAAAAUAUCUAAAGAUGUUUAUUAUCGGCUUAAAAUACUGUUGUCUCCUAUCUUCAGCUUUGAGUUCUUUUUUUUAUUAUUAUCAGUAUGAGCCUUAAAAAAGCAACUUGCCAAUCAGAUUAUAUCAGUAGUUUGUAGGUUUUUAUUCCAACUCUGCAGACGUUAGAUGAUGAGUAAGGUGUUGAUGAGAGAUGAGGAACACACAAGAGAACCGAGCUGCAGUGGAGUUUGGGCCUCGCUUUUUUGUCAUUUACAUCACAGAUGAGAUCUUUUACAUGGCACACACAGGGCAGAAAACCCCAAAGAGACAGAGAUGACACCAGGAGACAAAACAUUUUCUCAGGAUCUUGUUAUAAUGACAACGAUUUCCAUUCAAACUGACAUUAGGAGUCACUGCAUGUUCUUCUAAAUAAAAAAGGACUAGUUACCUUUGCGUUGACCUCAUAAUUUCAUACAAGAAAUGGAGGGUUCAACUCCCCCGAAACACUUUUUGCACAUAUGGAAGUAAGGUCAAAUAUGUGCUGAUGAAUUCAAUGAUUUGCCAAAUUCUCUUUCUUUCCUCACACAAAAAUAUAUCAGUUUUCGUUUAAACUCUAAAAACAACCUAUGUUUUUUAGUUUUUUUUUAGACUAGUGGCCUCUUGUGGUCGUGUGAAUAAGGACAAUUGUCCUCGAGAAGCAAAGGCUAAUGUAGUGUAGCGUUGUAUUUUUCAUUAAAUUCAUAACAGUCUUGAAAAGAUGUGCAUGUAACUCUAUAGGUAAAAGAAAAACAUGUGGAACAACCGAGAUAAACUGCUAACGAGCAGGUAUAAUGUUUUGUAGUUAGGAGUGCUAGCAUGCUAACAUUCGAUAGUUAGCGCUAGUGCAAAGUACAGUUGAGAUUGAUGGAGAUGUUAUAUCGCGAGAAUUCAGGUAUAAGCCAAGUCACGGUCAUAUAAACAUGUUGACCCGGCGAUGGCAGUUAUCACAAUUAAUAUCGUGAGGAGAAUAUGAACGUCUGCACCAUUUUCAAAAAUUAACAAUGCUAAGGUGGCUGCUUCUACUGUUGACCACUUGAGAUACUUUGUCGUGUUAACAAGAUACUUGGUCCUUUGACAUUAUUACAAGAUUCUUGAGAUGUUUAAAAUGAUUAUUAUUAUUCUAACGAAAUACAAUUGUAUUUGUUUUGUAACUGGUGGUAUUUCUGUGCUGCUCUGGCCGACACUUUGGGGCAUGUUGUGCUUGUGUCUACGCCUCAGAGCAGCUGUGCAGUGCAGCAGUAGGUUUCCAUCCCCUGUGAUUUACUGUUGGUUUUGGUUUAAAUCCCCGACGGUUUCACAGCAGGUCUUCCAGAGCUCAGGAAGUGAAGCGCUGGGGAUGUGCACCACGGCAGCGCUCGGUGACAAGGAAUGCGUGGGCGGCAGUCACCCAAACCCUGUGAAUUAGUUACAGUGCACCGUUAGUCAUCGUAUUCAAAAUUGCUAGAAGUCGUCACUGUAUGAGCAAUAAAGACGUUUCACCAUCUUUAAUCGCGGUAAAUCCUCUACCUAAGCUCGAGAAAACCCCUCACUCACUCAUGCUCUGCUGCCUGCACUAAAAAGAUCCUCUGAGUCGGAAGUUUCCUUCCCCUGGUAAUAAAAGCGAGCAGAAGUCCGGCUCUGCCCUCCUGUAAUCUCUGUCUAAGUAUAGGGCCCUCCAUGAAUCUGCACUGUGUGUCUAUGUACACAAAAAAGCUUUUUCUAUUUCUCUGUAAGCAAUAAUGACGUUGCUUUAAGAGGCUCUCUGGGGGUUUGUCUUCUGCUGAUGGAUGCGGCGAGAUGCAGUUGUCAGCCAUACUGGAAAAGGUCACAGAGCAUAACCGCUGAGUUCCUGAAGUCAAUUUCCUAUUCGUUUUUCCCCAUAGAGGAUAGGAGUAUGAGUCACAGUCGGCGGCUUCACACACUCCUACACCUCCUGCAAGAAGUCAUCAGUCAGCCUGAUUUCACCUCCUCGUGAAAUAUGACGUCACUGAGAUCUGAAGCUAAUCAUGCACGUUUGUGGAAAAAAUGAAUGUGAAGUUUUCUUCGUGGUACAGGAGGCAGGAGAGUUCAGUCGUAUCGGCCUUCCUCUGCAGUUUGGACGUCCGUGUACAUUUGAAAUGAUUGAUUGGAGUUAUUCAAAUGUAGGUCUGAAGAGGCGAUGGGACCGAUGAGGGCUCGGAUUUAUUCAGGUCAACAGUCUGCUCCUUUUUGUCCUCCAGACGUGAAGACAAGCCGCAUGAUUGGCUCUUAUUCAACAUGCAGGAUAGGUAUAUAAAACAAAAAAACAGUAAAAACCCACGUUGAGUACCUGUGUUAACUGUGUUCCUGUAGUAUAUAAAUAUGUGUAAUGUAACUGGUGACUAAUUAUCAUGUAUAUAAAGAUUAGAACAAG
This is a messenger RNA of Pleuronectes platessa (European plaice), 8550 nucleotides long. It is a transcript of the gene ppm1e, whose product is annotated as protein phosphatase, Mg2+/Mn2+ dependent, 1E. The coding region runs from base 168 to 2027 and encodes 619 amino acids. Gene Ontology annotation, biological process: protein dephosphorylation; negative regulation of protein kinase activity. NCBI's taxonomy places the organism in Eukaryota, Metazoa, Chordata, Actinopteri, Pleuronectiformes, Pleuronectidae. Gene Ontology annotation, molecular function: protein serine/threonine phosphatase activity; cation binding. The transcript is spliced from 8 exons. The record is from RefSeq and is a predicted model, not a curated record.